GGACAGGCGUCAUGAGCAGCGGCAGGCGGAUCCGGCCCGAGCGGGCUCCCGCGCACCGGCGCAACGUGCAGAAGCUCACCUGGCGCAACUCGCACUGGCUCCACAGCUUCCCCGAGGAGCAGCGCGUGGCCAGCAUGACCAUCGCCGACAUGAGCCCCGCGCUGGCGAGCCGACGCGUGGUCCUGCUCUGCGAGCGCCAGCAGUACCGCGAGGCUGCCAACCUUGUCACCCGUCUGGGACAGGCCACCUUCAAGGCCAUCCUGCCAGAGCUGCCCGUCGAGGUCUUCCUGGACGCGGUGCCCCAGUCGCUGCACCUGCUCGAAGCCCUCUACGCCAAGGUCUUCUUGUCCGAGGGCCUCAACUUCUCGCUCAAGCUGCUCAAGCCCGAGGCGCUCGUCUUCCAGAUGGUUCGCCUUUUCGCUCAGCACGCCGACGACUCGGGCUUUGAGCAGGACUACACGAGGAACCGCUUCGUUGCAGCGCCCGUCAUGCUUUCGUCGUGCAAGAAGCUGCUCAAGGUGAUCGUGCUUACAGAGCCCCGGAUGCGACACCAGCUGAGCGGUCGCAAGAAGGCGCUGGAACGUGCGCUCGAGGGGCUCGGGCAGCACGGCCUGGUCGGCGCAUCGGGCGGCGUCUUGGUGCACCUGCACGACGCUCUCCGGGCCGAGCUCGACCUGCUCCUGCACCAGUUGAAAGUGUCCGCCCAGAAGCUGGACGCACUGGCCGCCCAGGGACCCCAGCGCGUGUCCCUGAGCCACGGACCGGCGCCCACGACGGCGUCGCACCAGCGGCAGCUCAGCAUGCGCCAGGGCCAGGUCCAAGAACGGCUCAUCAAGAACAAGACGUUGCUGAACGCGCUCGAGUCCGUGGACCAGGCGGGCCUCGAGGGCCUGUUGGCAGUGCUGCGCAGGCGCAUUCAGCUCGACAAGGACGUCCUCUUUCAGUUCACGCAGCUGCGGAAGGAGAGCCCGGACCUGGACGAGGGCACGGUGGUGGCCCCCGUGCUGCUGCGCUACUCGACGGGCUGCCACCACGUGCUGGACCUGAUGCGCGACGUGGGAGCCGACGACGAGGACGACUCGGACCUGUCUGCGGGCUACCACUCGGACUCUGACCAGUCGGCCAUGACGCGGCCCGCGGACGCCCACUCGACGGCCUCGUCGUCGGGCGCUGAGAGCGGCGAGCUGGCCCGGGCCCGCCAGACGAUCCUGGUGCUGCAGCAGCGCCAGCGCGAGCUCCAGGACCGGCUCGCCAGCCAGGCCCAGAAAAUGAUCGAGCGCAGCCCGCGCUUCGAGAACCUAGCGCACUGCGAGCGCCGGCCCACGGUGCUCAUCCGCAGGUACGGCAGCUUGUACGCGCAGGCACGCGUGGACACGCUCGACGCCCUGGACGCCCUGCCGCAGCUCAGGGACGCCGACGAACUCAAGACCAAGCUCCUCUUCUCGGUGGUCGUUUUGGGCUUCCGGUCAGUCCAAUCCGGCGUGGCCGAGAUCAAGUCCCAGGUCCGCAGACUGCUCCAGAUCCCGGCGCAGAGCAGCGAGCCUCGAGUCAAGGAACUGGAAGCGAGCGUCGAGGACUACCUCAGAAGUACCGUGGACGCCUUCGACGUGUCCCGCCACGUUGACGAGGUGUGCGCGCAGAUCUGGGCCACGCUGUACGACUACCCGUGCCUGAAGGGCUGCCAGGGCCUGGCUCGCUACGUGCGGGACUGCGUGCGGCUCGCCUGGGCCCUCACGGUGCAGGGCUUCGGCAUCGAGUACGAGACGCGGGUAUUCCGGCGGGACCUGCACGUGCGCUUCCACACGUCCAACCACGAGUCGGAUCACAUCCGGACGUAUCUGUGGCCGGCGCUGCUCCGCGCAGCUCCGCAGGGCGCCUGCGUUCACAAGGGGGUCGUCGUCACCUGAGCCGUGCGCGCUCGGACUCAUGUGUACUCCUCGGCCUGCGGGUUUAUUUAUUACUCUCCUUACUGUGUGCCAAACGCCCAAUAAAGCUUGUACGUGAUG
Messenger RNA from Ixodes scapularis (black-legged tick), 2006 nucleotides. RefSeq lists its product as uncharacterized. The transcript is spliced from 5 exons. NCBI's taxonomy places the organism in Eukaryota, Metazoa, Arthropoda, Arachnida, Ixodida, Ixodidae. The coding region runs from base 12 to 1907 and encodes 631 amino acids. Gene Ontology annotation, biological process: mitochondrial protein catabolic process; mitophagy by internal vacuole formation. Gene Ontology annotation, cellular component: mitochondrial outer membrane. The record is from RefSeq and is a predicted model, not a curated record.